Molecule: messenger RNA, 1208 nt
Organism: Menidia menidia (Atlantic silverside)
Lineage: Eukaryota; Metazoa; Chordata; Actinopteri; Atheriniformes; Atherinopsidae
Source: the annotation of a GenBank genome assembly
AUGGAUACUCAAAAAAGUAUUUUUCUGACUCUGCUGCUCUGCAUCGACACAUCAGUGUCCAGAGCUGUUUUUCUGCAGACAGGAGAUUCUGUCUUUCUAAAUGUCACAGAAACGGAUGUUCCUGCAGAUUUUGCCAUUCUUUCAUGGAAAUUCAAUGCAAAAGUUGCCUUGGUAUCAUUUUCACCUGUUCGAGAACCUCGUGUCCAUCCUAAUUAUUCCAGUAGAAUGGAUUAUGAUGGGAAAAAAUACUUUGUUAAAUUGAGGAAUCUGCAAAAGGCAGACAGUGGAGUUUAUACAGCAGAACUAGCAGCGUUUAAUGUUAAAACAGUUGCUGAAUACAACGUCACUGUACAAGAUCCAGUGUCCCCGGUUAAGAUGGCAGUGACCCCCAACAGCUCCGUGUCCCUGUCCUGUAACCUCACAGUGACCUGCAGCACAGAGGACGCUCACAUCAGCAGCACUUUCACAUGUGACACCAAAACCUGCCAACAGGAGGGAGGAGAGAGAUCACAGAUCACAAAGUCUGCUGCCUUUCUCCAUGUCCAGCUGUCAGGUCAAUCCAUCAUCUGUAACCAUAGCAACCAGGUCAGCUGGACCAAAGACGUGAUAAAGAUUCAGGAUCACUGCUUCCACCAUGAUGGCUCUGCUGUGUCUUUCUGUCUGGUGAAGACGGCCGUGUUCUCCGUUUGUCUGGUCAUCAUGGUGUGCGCUGUCAUCGGUGUCCACAUCAUGGAGAGGCUCAAGAAGCAAGAAUGAAAAGUUCCCUCCUGAAAAAAUGUACAAAUUCACCCACAAACACCAUUUGGAUCCUCGGACUGUUCCUCAUUUUUUCGGUUGUCAUGGCUCUGGUGAGGCUCUGGGACUUCCCUCUGGUCUCUCUUUGCCUUUUUGAGCUGUGCUCUGCAGUCUUCUCUUGGCCGGAUUGAUGACGUACCAGAGUUGUACAACAUUGUAGCAGAUCAAGGCUUGUUCAGAGAUGUAUGGGCUGAAUUCUAAACCGGACACUUUGUCAAAGAAGGAAACUCUGUAGUGGAGUGAACAUGCACUUGUUCAUGCUGAACCUGUUUGUUGUUUGUGCCGCUUCAUGAUUCUGUGCAGUUAAAUAUAACAGGACAGAUGUCUGUAAUUGUUAGCUCUGCACCGUCCGUUUGAUUAGCUUUGUUCCAGUGAGAAUAAAUUGUUGAAACACCCAAAAUAAAAAGAGCAAA